AUGGCCAUUAAAAUAAUCAUGCCACAGACAGAGCAUCAACGUUCUGCGCUGUCGGUGCUCACAGUGGGAGUCCACGCGAUAGGGUGGAUUUUUUGCGGUGUACCUCUACAACAAGAUUUUCUCAAUAUGAGAAGUGCUGAAGUGGAAAAAGUCGCCGAUGUGGAGUUAAGCGAAGUAUAG
Plasmopara halstedii is the source of this 180-nucleotide messenger RNA. RefSeq lists its product as uncharacterized. The coding region runs from base 1 to 180 and encodes 59 amino acids. The transcript is spliced from 2 exons. Lineage: Eukaryota; Oomycota; Peronosporomycetes; Peronosporales; Peronosporaceae. The record is from RefSeq and is a predicted model, not a curated record.